AUGUCUGCUCGUCAGCUCUCUCUCCGUCGCGGAAAGAAUGGACCCGUCCAAACGUUUUCUCGUGCCCGAGGAACCGAUGAAACUACUUCGGCUCUCCUCCGUCGUACCCUCCAGCCUGGCAUGAACAACAACCAUCGCCAGCAGGUGCUUGGGGAUCCCAGCAAUGCUUCCCAGUUUGCUUGCAUCUGGAAUACCAAGGUUGGAAUCCUCACCCGUCCCGUGAUCAUCACCCUUGACAAUGGAGACCCCGUUGUUGUUGGAGAUUUUACCGACACCAUUGGUGAGCCCUUCGCUGUGUCCCUCCCGGUUGAUGAGUUCUUUGGGUUUGUUGCCACUCUUGUCCGUGCUGGUGAUGCCGCGCAUUUCCGCUUGGGAGUGCACCCCACCUCCCCUGAUACUGUAGCCGGACCGCCGGUUGCUCCUCCUGGUGGAGUCCCUCCUCCUAGGCGCAACCGGCAGGACCCUCCAGUCCCUGUGGAAGCUACCCUUGGGCGCCUCAACUUCCCUGGCCUCC
This is a messenger RNA of Seminavis robusta, 514 nucleotides long. The record is from the annotation of a GenBank genome assembly. Lineage: Eukaryota; Bacillariophyta; Bacillariophyceae; Naviculales; Naviculaceae.